Molecule: messenger RNA, 2902 nt
Organism: Closterium sp. NIES-67
Lineage: Eukaryota; Viridiplantae; Streptophyta; Zygnematophyceae; Desmidiales; Closteriaceae
Source: the annotation of a GenBank genome assembly
GCCAGACUGAUGGUUGCAAUUAUUGGUCUUCUCUCUCUCUGCGCUUAGACAAUACCUAAGCCAAGUGCGAGGCGUUGAGGCUGGUUUCUCGCAUUGUAGUCUGCUGUCAAAUAGGAAGGGUUGACUUAAUGCGACACGCUUACCAUUAUUCAUGUCAGAGGCGAUUGCUGGAGUAAUCGCAGAGACCUGGAACAUGGAGACCACGUUAGGCGAGACGUUCGUAGACAUCUUUAUUCCGCUAUCGGCGGCUCUAGGGAUAGCGUUCGCGCUGUACCAAUGGAGUGUGGUGAGCCGGGUGAAGCUGACAGCGCCGCUAAGCGUCUACGGAUUGGAAGACGGCCAAUCGGAGAACGUGGACCAACAGAUUGCGGAGAUUCAGCAUGCCAUUGCAACGGGCGCGACGUCGUUCCUGACGACGGAGUACAAGUACCUGGCGGCGUUCAUGGCGUUCUUCAGCGUGCUCGUCUUCCUCUUCCUCGGCUCCGUCGAUAAGUUCAGCACCGCGUGGCGGCCAUGCCCAGACAACCCCGCGCAGCAAUGCGCGCCCUCCCUCGCCAACGCCUUCUUCACCACCGUCGCCUUCAUCCUCGGCGCGCUCACGUCGACUCUGUCUGGCUAUCUGGGGAUGAAGAUCGCCACUUAUGCCAAUGCGCGCACCACAGUGGAGGCGCGGCGGGGCAUCGGCCCAGCGUUCGUCGUCGCUUUCCGCUCCGGCGCAGUGAUGGGCUUCCUGCUAGCUGCGAACGGCCUCAUCGUCCUCUUCAUCACCAUAGUGCUCUUCCGCCUCUACUACGGAGACGACUGGCGCUCGCUCUUUGAGACCAUCACGGGGUACGGGCUGGGCGGCUCCAGCGUCGCGCUGUUUGGGCGCGUGGGCGGGGGGAUCUACACCAAGGCGGCGGACGUGGGCGCGGACCUGGUGGGCAAGGUGGAGCGGAACAUUCCAGAAGACGACCCCAGGAACCCUGCGGUCAUUGCAGACAAUGUGGGGGACAACGUGGGCGACAUAGCGGGCAUGGGGUCGGACCUCUUCGGGUCCUUCGCCGAGUCCACCUGCGCUGCUCUCGUCAUCGCGUCCAUCUCGUCUCUCGGCCAAACCCACAACUUCACCGCCAUGUGCUUCCCCCUGCUCGUCUCUGCGCUCGGCAUCCUCGUGUGCCUCUUCACCACCCUCUUCGCCACCGACUGGUUCCACGUCACUGAAGCACGUCAUGUAGAGCCGCAGCUUAAAGCCCAGCUGCUGAUUAGUACUGUGCUGAUGACGCCGCUGGUGCUGGGUUUGUGCUAUCUCGCACUGCCCGCGUCGUUUACGAUCGUGGUGGCGGGGGAGGAAGCGGAUAAGACCGCCCAGAACUGGCAGAUUUUCUUCUGUGUGGCGUCGGGGCUGUGGGGCGGGCUUCUCAUCGGCUAUGUGACCGAGUACUUCACCAGCCAUGCUUACACCCCUGUACGGGAUGUAGCAGACUCGUGCAGGACAGGAGCAGCCACCAACAUCAUAUUCGGUCUCGCUCUGGGCUACAAGUCGGUGAUCGUCCCUGUGUUCGCCAUUGCAGCCGCCAUCUACCUCAGCUACGCCAUUGCUGCCAUGUAUGGGGUGGCCCUCGCUGCUCUGGGGAUGCUGUCUACGCUCGCCACGGGGCUGGCCAUCGACGCGUACGGGCCCAUCUCUGACAACGCGGGGGGAAUUGCAGAGAUGGCGGGGCUGGGGGCGGACGUGCGGGAGAGGACGGACGCACUGGAUUCGGCUGGGAAUACAACCGCUGCCAUUGGCAAGGGCUUUGCCAUCGGAUCAGCAGCCUUGGUGUCUCUCGCCCUGUUUGGAGCGUAUGUGAGCCAGGCGCAUGUGACCAACAUCCUCAUCACCAACCCGCAGACAUUCGUGGGCCUUCUAGUGGGCGCCAUGUUGCCGUACUGGUUCAGUGCCAUGACCAUGAAGAGCGUGGGCAAGGCGGCACUGGCCAUGGUGGACGAGGUGCGGCGGCAGUUCGACACCAUCCCGGGGCUCAUGGAGGGCACCGCCCGCCCCGACUACCGCAAGUGCGUGCAGAUCUCCACCAAGGCCUCGCUCAAUGAGAUGCUGCCACCUGGCGCGCUCGUGCUUCUCUCGCCCAUCAUCACCGGCACGCUCUUCGGAACCGCCACGCUGGCGGGGUUACUAGCAGGGGCGCUGGUGUCUGGAGUGCAGAUGGCAGUAUCAGCUAGCAACACGGGAGGGGCCUGGGACAAUGCGAAGAAGUACAUCGAGGCGGGGGUGAGUGAGCACGCGCAGUCGCUGGGGCCCAAGGGGUCGGAGGCGCACAAGGCGGCGGUGAUUGGGGACACGGUGGGGGACCCCCUCAAGGACACGUCAGGGCCGUCGCUGAACAUUCUGAUCAAGCUCAUGGCGGUAGAGUCUCUGGUGCUUGCGCCGUUUUUUGUUGCUCACGGGGGGCUCAUCUGGGGCAAGUCCAAGUGAGAAGGGGCGUUUGAGGCGCAUCGUCGUAACACUGGGGGGUGCGAUAGAGGACAUGCCGGGCCUGGCACAUAAGAUUCUGGUCGAGUCGGUGGAAUCGCUGGUGCUGGCGCCCUUGUUCAAGCUGAUGACAAGGAGGGGGUUACAAGCUGUUGAUGGGGGCACCACUAGGUGGUUGCAGGGUUGUCAACUCAGGGGUUGGCUGCAGGGGUUGUCAACUCACUGCAGCAUACUUGGGAUGUGGAAAUGUGGUAGAUUCGUUCUAGGGCCCUUUUUUCCGAGAGAGUCAUAGUCACGUGCGUUAUGUCCCUAGGCUCGUCGAUACUGUACUAGCCUGAAAUCCAUGGGAGUAUUGGGUAGGUGUGGUGAUGGGAAUACAGGGUACAGUAGUGUGAAAUAAGGGCACUGUAUAAUCCGAUAUUCUACACAAGUCAUACUUUGGACAUGAGU